CUUGGAUUCAGGAACCGUAGUUUGUUCCGGUUUCCAUCGAAGUUUCUACCCGGCAUUCAGUUCUUGCAAUUGGCUACUCUAGUCUCAACCACUCAACGGCUGCUCAACAACUCCGGGCGCCGCGGCGCCGGCGGCUCCUCCACUCUCGUCCGAGGUCGGCCCACACUCACACUUUAUAAUUGACGUUCAGAUGAAAACUUGAGCUGAAUUCCAACUCCCAAUUCACCCUCUCUUACCAUCAUUAACGCCCAAAAAUACUCUCGCAACCAGCACACCCGCGUAGACUUGGAUCUAGAUCGUGACCAGAAAGGGCUAUUAGCACGCACCUCCAUUGCUUCUCAGUCCCAGUAUGGUUGACGACGACGGCCAGCGUCCGGCCCAGGCCGACGACAAGAACCCGCAAGUUCUCAGCACUCCUGACAGCACAGCUCGCCCAGAUGGAGAGGGUCAGGGUGUUGGCAAUCGGGUACCCAUCCAGGAAUAUGAUAUCGAGCGAGUCGAAGAAGUGUACAGAAAACUCGACCUGCGCAUCAUCCCGGCCUUCUGGGCGCUGUACUUCCUCUCGUCGGCGAUCCGGUCCAACAUCGGCAUCGCGCAGACGAUGAACGCGGCGGCCAGGCACGACCUCGCGUCGGUGCUGCGGCUGUCGGCGCGCGACACGUCGACGGCGCUGGCGCUGUUCUACGUCUCGUACGUGCUCUUCGACCUGCCGUCCAACCUGGUCAUGAGCAAGCUGUCGCCGCGCGUGUGGAUGGCGCGCAUCGUGAUCGCCGUCGGCGUCGUCGGCGCCUGCUUCGCGGCCGUGCACGACGCCUGGAGCGUCAAGCUGCUCCGCUUCCUGCUCGGCGUCGUCACGGCGGGCAUGUGGCCCGGCAUGGCCUACUACCUGACGCUGUUCUACCCGCCGAGCCGCACGGGCAAGCGCAUCGGCAUGUACUUCACCGCGUCGCAGGUCUCGGCCGCCGUCGUGGGCCUGGUGUCGGCCGGCUUCCAGAAGAUGGACGGGCUGCGCGGCCUGGUCGGCUUCCGCUGGAUGUUUCUGGUCUACGGCCUGUCCGGCGUCGUGCUGGGCGUCUCGCUGCUCUGGUGGCUGCCCGACCGCCCCCUUGCGCCGGGCGAGGCCAGGCCGCGCAGCUGGUACUCGGCUUGGCUGCCGUCGACCCCCGAGGCGCUGACGGGCGAGGACGCGGUCGUGCACUACCACGACCUGAGGCGGGUCUACCACGCGCGGCCGUGGAACCUGACGGAUCUGUGGCACGUGCUGAUCGACUGGCGGCUGUGGCCCCUGGUGCUCAUGUACUUCGGCGUUGUCGGCGUCGGCAUUGGCACGCAGCUGUACGGGAACGUCAUCAUCUCGGCUAUCAACCCCAGGUUUACCGGCAUUCAGAUCAGUCUGCUGUUCGCGCCCAUCUGGAUGAUGGACUUCUGUGCGAUUCUCCUGGUCACGCCGAUUUCCGACCGAUUUCACCGGCACCGCGCCCUCUUCUUCUCCGCCGCCGUGUGCAUCCAGAUUGCCGGCCUGCUCACCGUCACCUUCGCGCUGUCCAACCCCUGGGCCCGGUACGGCGGCCUGCUGAUGGUGGGCUUCGGCCUCGGACCGACCGUCCCGAUCUGCAUGACCUGGACCAACGAGAUCUUCCAGCGCCGCCACCGCGAGGUCGGCGUCGCCGCCGCCUCUGCGCUGGUCUCGGGCCUCGGCAACCUCGGCAGCAUCACGACCACCUACGCCCUGUACACGGGCUGGCCCGAGGACGCCGCCAAGGGCCCGCACCAGUACCGGAAGAGCAACUUCGCCAUGAUCGGGAUCCUCUGCAUGAGCAUUGCCAGUAGCCUUGCCAUGACUGUGCUACUCCAGAUCUUCGGCAACGAGCCGAGCCAGAAGAUCUCGGGCAGCAGCGGCAGCUCGGCCGUGGAUGCCGACGAAUUCCAGGACGGCGCCGCCCGCCGAGAGGUUCACCAGCGUGGCUUUGGUCGGAUGUGGUGGAACAAGCGGUCCGAAGGCUCCCCGAGAGUCUAA
Molecule: messenger RNA, 2017 nt
Organism: Chaetomium strumarium
Lineage: Eukaryota; Fungi; Ascomycota; Sordariomycetes; Sordariales; Chaetomiaceae
Product: major facilitator superfamily domain-containing protein
Exons: 3
Coding region: 350-2017 (555 amino acids)
Biological process (GO): biotin import across plasma membrane
Cellular component (GO): plasma membrane
Molecular function (GO): dethiobiotin transmembrane transporter activity; solute:proton symporter activity; biotin transmembrane transporter activity
Source: RefSeq, a predicted model, not a curated record